Molecule: messenger RNA, 1203 nt
Organism: Truncatella angustata
Lineage: Eukaryota; Fungi; Ascomycota; Sordariomycetes; Amphisphaeriales; Sporocadaceae
Exons: 2
Coding region: 1-1203 (400 amino acids)
Molecular function (GO): oxidoreductase activity
Source: RefSeq, a predicted model, not a curated record
AUGAAGUUUUCACAAGUGCUAUCUUGUGCUCUCGGCGCGGCGACCACAGUUUCCGUGACUCCGCCCCUUAUUGCCAAGCGAGCCCCAACCGAUCCUCUUCCCAACGAAAAGUUUGGAUGGUUCAGCACGAUCUCAUUGGAGGAUGCAAGGUCGGGAAUUCUGAAGUCGCACAAUGGUACUAUUUCCAAAAUUAUGGAAGGCCUUGGAAACAGCUUCGAAGAUGUCACCGAUGAAAUCGCUGAGUCCAUAGGGCUUGGGUCAUCGUCUCCGUCCCCAGCUUCAUCUUCCACUGGUGAGCCGAAGAUCGCCCCAAUUGAUGAUCCAAUCGAUAACGUGACAUCUGUCGCGAUAGGUUGCGACAACCCAAACCAGCGGUUUGAAUGGAGAGACUACUCAGACACCGAUAGGCAUGCAUUUGCUGCAGCCUUCAAGUGUCUGAUGGAUGCGCCUUCGUCCGGCCGUUUCCCACCAUCACAGAGCCGAUACGAGGACCUGGUCCGCGUUCACCAGAUGAUGGCCAAUACCAUUCAUGGCAACAGCAUUUUCCUUCUCUGGCACAGAUAUUAUGUCUGGACUUUGGAACAGAUUAUGAGGGACGAGUGUGGUUUUGACAGAGCUUUCCCCUGGUGGGAUGAAACUCUUGAUGCUGGUAACUUUUCUAGCUCUUCCAUCUUCACGCCCGAUUUCUUCGGGUCACUGCGGACGUCUACCAACGACCAGUAUAUCUGUGUUACCGACGGCUACUUUGCCAACGCGGUUGCUCACAUUGGGCCGGGCUCGGGUUUCCAAGACCACUGUCUCUCCCGCGCUGUCGAUGAGUCCCUGACUGCCCAGUGCAAUAAGAAUUUUGUCAAUAUCUGCAAUUCACGCGACAACUAUUCCGAUAUGGAGAACUGUGCCGAGCUCGGUCCUCAUGCAUACGGUCAUAACGGUAUCGGUUCCGUCAUGGCCGAUGCGUCCUCGUCACCACAGGAUCCUACUUUCUUCCUUCACCAUCUUUUCGUCGACCGCAACUUCUGGCUGUGGCAAGACGGCGACGCUUCGCGCAAGACCAAGAUCAACGGCUGUAUCGACAACAGCAGUCCCUGCACACCUUUGACGCUGGAUACUGUUAUUAAUGUGCAAGGGCUGAGACCCAAUGUCACGGUCAGAGAUGUUAUUGAUACACAGAACGGCGUCAUAUGUUACUACUACACGUACUAA